UUGCGCCGGAAACGUUUUGAACUUGAUAUUUCGAUUUCCCGCGCUUACCGCAACAGUGGUUUCGUAAAAUUUAAGUUUUUUAAACAGAGCCUAAAAUUUAGUGUUUUUAUGAGAUGGUUUUAGUAACAUUUCUGACUUUAACUGACAUUAUCGUGCUGUGAACAUAAAUUUACUGUUGAAUAUACAUGAUCUGGUAACACAUGUACUCGACGUCGAGAAACGCAGCCUGCUGGCUAGCGACUUUCUUAAGUGUUUUUGUAACAGGGGAAAUGCCAAUACAAGCGGAAGUUGAGCCCGAGUUCCUGCAGGCGUUGGAAAACCACACUGUCACCCAGGGCAGAGAUGUGCAUUUUACCUGCGUCGUCAACCACUUGUCCAAUUACCGGGUUGCAUGGAUCAAAUCUGACUCUAAGGCAAUCCUUGCAAUCCACACAAACAUGGUCGCUUUGAAUCCACGUUUAUCAGUCACGUACAACAACCACAAUACAUGGAAACUGCACGUCAGCAAUGUUCAAGCAAACGACUCCGGGACAUACAUGUGCCAAGUUAAUACUGACCCCAUGAAAAGUCAGAUGGGUCACCUUUCCGUGCUUAUACCACCUGACAUCGUAGACACGGCGUUCGAAGGCAGCUCAGCUCGAGAAGGUGGUAACAUUCGUUUGACCUGCACAGCCACUGGUGUUCCAGCACCCACAGUUAUGUGGAGAAGGGAACACAAUAAGCCGAUCGUCUUUCGACAUGAUGGAGGAAGGGAGAAAAAAGUGGUUCAAACACACAAAGGCGAGAGUUUGGAGUUAUCUUACGUGCAACGUAGCGACAUGGGUGCUUACUACUGUAUAGCUAGCAAUGGCGUACCGCCCACCGUCAGUCGCCGAUAUCACGUGCAAGUGCAUUUUAUACCUCAAGUGAAAGCGGCCCUGCAACUGGUAGGUGCACCACUCGGCAGUGAAGUUGAGCUGCAGUGCUACAUAGAAGCAUCUCCAAAGGCAAUGAACUCCUGGUACCGUGAAGAUGCUCUAGUAAGCGACAAGCUACUCGAAAAUCCAAAGUUUCGUAUAACGGAACGUGCAGUCAACGAAUAUUCUUUAUGGAUGAACUUGACUAUAAAGUCUCUAGCGAUCGGCGAUUUCGGGACUUACGUGUGUGCCGCCGUUAACGCGCUGGGAAAGACGGAGAGCCAAGUCAGCUUACAUAAAAUAGAUGUGAAUCUUAACCGGGAUGGGCCCAUGGUGUCUGGAGCGGCGUGGCAGCGUGCGAAGAACCUGCCAGCUAGAGCCAGAGCUUCUCCAUCACAAUACAUCACGCAGCAUCUCAUCCAAAUACACGCUGUAUUCACAACACUAAUUAGAUACUAUAGACCUAUAUAAUUAAAUAUCUAUUUAGCCCUUUAUAGUUGUGAAUAGUUUAAGUUAUGAGAUAUUUAUUAAAUUUAGUAAAGAUUAUAAAGAAACAGGUCUUCCUAUCAUACCAAUUGGCUCCGUCUCAUCGGAUCUAUUCUAUAACAACCACAAACCACUAUAGUUGUUGAGUACAGUACAAUGAAUCCAAACAUACCUUUACUGAAUAGAGGUUUAAUGUAAGCACUAUAUCAAUAUUUCGAUGAAAAGUAUAAAACUAUAAAUACGACUACAUAAACAACUUUACAUUCAACAAGAAACAAAGUUGUCUAUAUAUCUAUAUCUCCAGAAUAAUCCAUCCACUACAAGACCACUUCCUCGACCAUAUUUUAUGAAAGUAAAUAUCUGAUCUACGACAAGCAAUGACAGUAAAGCGAGCAUAACGAUGCCUACUGAUGAAAGAACUAAACCACAUAACAAGAAAAAAAACAAAUAAGUCUCAAUUAAACCCCACGAAAUAAAGUGAUCUCCCGCGCUUAAAGAAACUUACCCUUAAACGAAUAUUAUUGAAAUAUAACUAUUAUUAAAUGUAUGAAUUCUAAAAAAAAUCCUUUUGAUCGGAGCCUUGACAUCCACGAGUAAAUUUAUUUGCUACAAAAAAACAGAAGCUAUAUAAAUGUUAAUUACUUUUUAAUUUUUUCAAGCGGAUAAUGUCGAGUAAGCUGUCCUCAAAGAAUUGUAGUCAUUAAAGUGUGUUUAAAACGUUUCUCUUUAGAUAGGGUCCUAAAUAAAUUACUUACUUCCUAUCUAACACUUUUUAUGAUGCCAAACAUUGUAAUCUUGUAAUAGUGUAAGUUGUAAAUGUAAUAAAAUAUUAUUAAUAUAACUUAU
Leptidea sinapis is the source of this 2228-nucleotide messenger RNA. RefSeq names its product lachesin-like. The record is from RefSeq and is a predicted model, not a curated record. Lineage: Eukaryota; Metazoa; Arthropoda; Insecta; Lepidoptera; Pieridae. Gene Ontology annotation, cellular component: neuron projection. The coding region runs from base 201 to 1367 and encodes 388 amino acids. The transcript has 9 exons.